Molecule: messenger RNA, 1781 nt
Organism: Equus quagga
Lineage: Eukaryota; Metazoa; Chordata; Mammalia; Perissodactyla; Equidae
Gene: AKT1S1
Product: AKT1 substrate 1
Exons: 5
Coding region: 61-891 (276 amino acids)
Biological process (GO): negative regulation of TOR signaling; neurotrophin TRK receptor signaling pathway; negative regulation of protein kinase activity
Cellular component (GO): cytoplasm
Source: RefSeq, a predicted model, not a curated record
GGAGGCGGGGCGAGGCGGUGGGGAGGGGCCAGCCGCGCGGAAGUGACGCGAGGUCCCGCCAUGUCUUUUGCGGGCGGCGACGGCGCCGGGCCGGCCAUGCUGGCUCCGGGCACGGCGCGGAUGGCAUCGGGGCGCCCCGAGGAGCUGUGGGAGGCCGUGGUGGGGGCUGCCGAGCGCUUCCGGGCCCGGACGGGCACGGAGCUGGUGCUGCUUACGGCUGCGCCGCCCCCGCCACCCCGGCCGGGCCCCUGCGCCUAUGCAGCCCACGGCCGUGGGGCCCUCGCCGAGGCUGCCCGCCGCUGCCUCCACGACAUCGCCCUGGCCCACAGGGCUGCCACCGCCGCCCGGCCCCCGGUGCCCCCACCAGCGCCACAGCCGCCCAGCCCCACCCGGAGCCCACCCCGGCCUGCCCUGGCCAGGGAGGAGGACGAGGAGGACGAGGACGAGCCCACGGAGACCGAGACCUCUGGGGAGCGGCUGGGCGUCAGUGAUAAUGGAGGGCUCUUUGUGAUGGACGAGGAUGCCACGCUCCAGGACCUGCCCCCCUUCUGCGAGUCGGACCCCGAGAGCACAGAUGACGGCAGCCUGAGCGAGGAGACCCCCGCCGGACCCCCCGCCUACUCAGUGCCCCCGGCCUCAGCCCUGCCCACCCAGCAGUAUGCCAAGUCCCUGCCCGUGUCCGUGCCCGUCUGGGCCUUCAAGGAGAAGAGGACGGAAGCGCGAUCGUCAGACGAGGAGAACGGGCAGCCCUCCUCGCCCGACCUGGACCGCAUCGCGGCGAGCAUGCGCGCGCUGGUGCUGCGAGAGGCCGAGGACACCCAGGUUUUCGGGGACCUGCCGCGGCCGCGGCUCAACACCAGCGACUUCCAGAAGCUCAAGCGGAAAUACUAAGGCCCCGGGAGCGCGCCGCCCGGCCGGCGUCGCCCCGCCCACACUACACCCCCGCCCCGCCCCCGGGGCCCGCCAAUCCGAGCCCGAGCCGGGACCGGCCCCCGGCGGCCCCACCGCCCUCCGGCCCCGCCCUCCUGCGCCGAGUCGGCUCCCUGAUUGGGUGUGAUCGCCGCUCGCCCCGCCCGGCGACAGGCUUUCUCCUAAGGGGUUGGCUCGCUCCCCGGUCGGGGCGGGGCUAGUUCUAAGCCCUGAGCGGGUCUCCGUCGUUUUCUGCCUAGCAACAAGGGCUUUGCUCCCCCGGCAUUGGCUCCUUCCCUGGAAGAGCACAGCCAGGCCCCAGGAUUGGCUGGUGGCCCUCCACUUCAGCCUAGGGAAUAGGCAGUUCUUUCAUUUGAUUGGCCCGAGCCCAGAGGGUUUGGCCAAUCGCCAGAGAGUCACCGUCCGCGCUUCCCUAGUCCCACUGGCUGAUUGGCUCCAGCCUCUUGGGGGCGUGGCCGACCCUCCCCCUGCGCCCAGGAUUAACCUGUGGCCUUAAAUUUACGUUCUUUACACUACUGGGGCUAGGGCCGUUUUGGCCCAAGUCCUGACAACUUGUCCCUGAGGGGGCCACCUCAGGGAUGGCCCAGCCCUGUCCCUGCGUCUGACACCGUCUCAUUGGUCCCAUCCCACAACAGCCUGCCAAUCGAAGCCCGUCCUUGCGUCCAGGACGGUACCAGCUCCCGCCCCUCUCCCCCCACCCCCACAGGUGCCUUAAAGGGCCCUCGUCCACCCAAGGUGGGGGGCAGGGGGCCUCACUCUCCGGCCCUGGUGUGGGGGAGAGAGUGGGGGGUGGGCAUCGGAAGUUGGGAGGGGCGCUCUGAGAUUAAAGAGUUUUACCUCUGGCAAAUGAG